AUGGAACACUCGCCUUCUCAGUUUUAUCUCGUUACGGCGGGGGGAGUACUGCUCUUGACGGCACUUGCAUACCGUUUCUUCCGUAGUUCGACGCUGAAGGAUAUCCGCGGCCCUCCACGCUCGUCCUUCCUACUGGGUAACAUGGGCGACAUUCGGUAUCAGGCUGAAGUUGGAGACGUCGAGUUCGGGUGGUUGCGCGAGUUCGGUGGCGCAUGGAAGAUCCAUGCUCCUCUCGGCGAGGAGCGUCUUAUGCUUGCCGAUCCCAAAGCACUGCAGUACGUCCUGCAAACGUCCGGCUACCGCUUCCCACAGCGCCCCGAGAUCCGCGCGGACGUGCGCAUGGUGCUCGGCGACGGCGUAGCUUGGGCUCACGGAGAGCAACAUCAGCGGCAAAAGAAGGUCAUGAACCCCGCGUUUUCGGUGCCACAACUCAAGUCGUUUCUCCCCCACUUCUUGCGCUACGCAAACAAGCUGGUGCAGAAGAUAAAGGAACAAGAACUCGGCAAUAAUCAGGAAGCCGCUUUCAAUAUUCACACGUGGCUGUCGCGCACGACCCUCGACGCUAUCGCCGACGUGGGCUUUGGACUGCAAUUCGGCGUGCUUGAUGGGUCCUCCAAUGAGCUGACCCACGUCUACGAGAACCUGUUCGUUGACACAACGCUCUAUCCAAGCGCAUGGGACCUCGCAUUCCGUGCUCUAUGGAAGUUCUUCCCGCCUGGCGUCCUCUGGUACCUCCGCUACCUGCCGGGCCGUGGUUUCCGCCGCUUCCGCCACUAUCAGGACUUCGUGCGCGACUACGGGCGCAAGCUCAUUGCACGCACGCAAGUGGACAAGGCGGGGACGAGCAAAGACGCUAUGAGCGUGCUCAUGCGCGCGAAUGAGGCGGAGAAUCCUAGGCUCAAGUUGACCGAGAUUGAAGUUGUGGAUCAGAUUUCUACUAUACUAUUAGCAGGCCAUGACACGACGGCGAGCUCCCUGACUUGGUGGUUCUACGAGCUAUCUCGCCACCCCGACUGGCAGAUCCGCGUCCGCGACGAGAUCCGCGUCGGGCGCCGCAGAGUCAUCGAGCGCGGCGACGAGGAGUUCACCAUGACCGACCUCGAGGAUAUGUCGGUCAUGCAAGCCACACUCAAGGAGGCGAUGCGGUUGCACCCUAUCAUCUGGCAAGCGGGACGACUCGCUGGACAAGACGAUGUCAUUCCACUUGCCUCGCCCAUUACGACGAAGUCAGGCCAGGAGAUCACGUCUAUCCCGAUACGGAAAGGCCAGGCCAUCGAUAUCCAUAUCGCUGCUUAUAAUCGGAACCCCGACGUUUGGGGCGCGGACGCCAACGAAUGGAACCCUGAGCGGUUCAUGAACGCUACCAAGGCUGGCACGACAUCCGUGGGCGUAUACGCGAACCUCUUAAACUUCUCUGCGGGCGUAAAGGCAUGCAUGGGAUGGAGGUUCAGCGUCAUCGAGAUGCAGGCCAUCGCCGCUACGCUCCUUGAGAGCUUCGAGUUCGCCUUGCCUGAGCAGACGGAGGAGAACAUCAUCAGGCGCAAGCCGUCGGGUCUUAUGGCCCCUAUGGCGGAUGGGCAUAUGGGCAUAUGGAUGGGGUUGAAAGUGAAGUAUUGCGGUGCUUCGUGA
Peniophora sp. CBMAI 1063 is the source of this 1629-nucleotide messenger RNA. The record is from the annotation of a GenBank genome assembly. NCBI's taxonomy places the organism in Eukaryota, Fungi, Basidiomycota, Agaricomycetes, Russulales, Peniophoraceae.